CCUUCCCCUUUAAACUCCCCCCCCCCACGCACCCCCUUGCGGUCGGCGAGCUUGCCACGGAUUCCCGGGGCGGUGCAGCGGCAGCCUCGCCCUCUGCGCGGGCCAGCGAGCGAGCGAGCAAAGAAGGAAGGAAGGAAGGAGCAGCUUGUUGCCGACGAGGAAGGACGGAGGUCGCGCGCCUCGACGCCUCCCCGCUCCUUCCCGACGGCCGCAGCAGCAGGAGGAGGAGGAGGAGGGAGAAGAUGCUCCCCCGGGCGAGGUGCUGGCUGAGGGGCUGCGGGGGGAGCCGGCCGUCGCUGGGGUCGCCCUCGCAGCCCCUGAGGCUCCUCUUCCGCGCUUUGGCCAGCGGGUGGCGGGCCGAGGGCGGCGUCGGUCUCGUCCAGGCUCGGAGCGACCGCUCGCAGAUACUGUGUCUGAGACUUACUGGAAACAGAAGGCAUCACAGAAGACCUUUUUAUAGCACUUUAGUGCCAUCUGAUGAAGUAAAUGUUAAUUAUAAACAUGGGCUGCCUGUGAUAACCCUUACAUUGCCCUCAAGAAAGGAACGCUGCCAGUUUACGGUCAAGCCAAUGCUCAUGACAGUGGGAGACUUCUUGCAGGAUAUAAAGAGUGAGGAUAAUGCCAUUGAAAAGGUAGAAGUCUUCACAGCAGACGGCACCAUGAUUUCAACUUCAGCGUUGAUGGAAGUUUUGUUGAUGAAUGACUUUAAACUUGUAAUCAAUGGUAUAGAAUAUAGUGUACAUCCCCCACAAAAAGAUAAACUCAGCACAGAGCAUGCUACUGAGUUAGAUGACAUCAAGUCUACAGUUCAUAGAUUAUUUACAGCACUUCAUUUAGAAGAUCAUCAGAGAAGGAAGGAGAAAGAAUUAAUGAAAAAAAUAGAACUUAUGAGAGAAGAACUGCUGCCUCUAGAACAGAUGAAACAUAGAAUUUAUACAAAUGCUGAUGCCAAGACUUCUCGUCUUCUAUGGAUUGGCUUAGCCUUCAUGUCAACUCAGGGCGGAGCCCUCGCUUGGCUCACUUGGUGGGUGUAUUCUUGGGAUAUCAUGGAGCCUGUCACAUAUUUUAUCACCUAUGGAAGUGCCAUGGCAUUCUAUGCUUACUUUGUACUUACUAAGCAGGAUUAUGUUUAUCCAGAAGUUCGUGACAGGCAAUUCCUCCACUAUUUCCACCAGAAAUCCAAAAGCCAGAAGUUCAACGUGGAUCAGUAUAAUAAGUUAAAAGAAGAUCUUGCACAGGUGGAAGAAUCCUUAAAACGACUGAAGAACCCCUUAAAAUUGCGCCUUCCAAUGGAAGAAAUAAAUGAAAAACAUUAAUUUUUCAUGCACUUUUAGCUGUAUUAGCCCCCUUGAGCUUCCUCAAAAGAUUAGAAACUGGAUAUUUUGGACAGAGUCUUUUUUAUAACUGGUAGUAGGAAAAACUCCUGCAAUAUAUAUUGGACUUAAAACUUUUUCUGAUAAUUAGGAUUUUUCGUUUGCGUAUUUGUUUUACAAAAAAAAAAAGGUCUAUAUUUUGAGAGCAACCUGUUCAAAAUAGAAAGAACAAAUAGUGUCUUAUUGUGGAUUUCCACCCUAUUUUUCAUCAAGAAGGAGACAAAAACUGAUUUUUGUUUUGUUUUGUUUUACUCCGGGAUCUCCUUGAUUGGAAAGUAUCUUCACAAUAAGAUAAAUAAAAAAAUGUAUUACA
Molecule: messenger RNA, 1686 nt
Organism: Pogona vitticeps (central bearded dragon)
Lineage: Eukaryota; Metazoa; Chordata; Lepidosauria; Squamata; Agamidae
Gene: MCUB
Product: mitochondrial calcium uniporter dominant negative subunit beta
Biological process (GO): calcium import into the mitochondrion; mitochondrial calcium ion homeostasis
Cellular component (GO): uniplex complex
Molecular function (GO): calcium channel inhibitor activity
Source: RefSeq, a predicted model, not a curated record